Messenger RNA from Haliotis rubra (blacklip abalone), 2381 nucleotides. RefSeq names its product ragulator complex protein LAMTOR1-like. Bases 153 to 653 code for a protein of 166 amino acids. Gene Ontology annotation, molecular function: guanyl-nucleotide exchange factor activity; molecular adaptor activity. The record is from RefSeq and is a predicted model, not a curated record. Gene Ontology annotation, cellular component: late endosome membrane; lysosome; membrane raft. Gene Ontology annotation, biological process: lysosome organization; cholesterol homeostasis; positive regulation of MAPK cascade. The transcript has 7 exons. Lineage: Eukaryota; Metazoa; Mollusca; Gastropoda; Lepetellida; Haliotidae.
UCAGCAGAUUUCAUCAAGUCAUUUGGGGGAAGUAGACAAUAGAUGACGUUUAUAGACGACAAUCCAAUAGUAUAGUCCACACCAUUCAGUGCGAAGCGUAUGUCAUAUGAGGAAGAGAAGACCGAUGAACAGUUUGCAUAUGAGCUUACAAAAUGGGAUGUUGCUACAGUAGUGACGACGAUAAAGAUGACGGGCUCAUCAGUCCGACAGAGAGAACUCGUCUCCUCAACCCGUCCCCUCCAGACCACAACCAGCCAAUACCUGGAGAGAGAAGUGGGUCCCAGUACACACAGGCAUCCCAGAAGGGGGAUGAACAGUCAGCACUGAGCCGGAUACUUAACAAGACAGCUAGGGAUGUGAUAGACGUGACAUCCACAGACUCCCAGACUAUGGAGCAACAUGAAUACCAUGACAGAGCAAGGCAAUACAGCAAUCGACUGAAUAUGGUGAUGAGUGGCCAUGGAAGAGCCAAGUCAUAUCGUCCAUCACUGCCCAACGGGAUUUCAGCCCCGCAGAUGGUGCUGGCUGCCCCUCCGGUCACACUAGCAGACAUACAGAUGAUUACAAGUGUGGCGGCCAAGGCAGCCAAGGCAAUGAAAGACGUGAAAAUCCAGCACAAAGAGGAUUUGGUGGUGGCAUUUGGCGUUCCAUGAUUCUUGUUUCCGACAGACUUCAUCUCAACACAGUUGCCCAUUUAAAUUGUAAUCAUACUCUGACCUUGUGUCAGGCCAGUCUGUAUACAGCAGCGUCUGCAGCUUCCGCAGCAACAUCAUCAACAGCAACAUCAUGAUCCUAGUCAUUCCACACCAGCACCCUCCUGUGCUGUCCUCUGUUUCCCAUAGCCUGUCUGGAAGACGGGUAUCUAUACAGGCACAAGCUUCACUUUGUUAUAUUGUCUCAGAGCCAGCAUGCUCACUAUGAUGACUAAAUUGACUGUUGCUUUGAUUGGUACGUGCUAUGGAAUAAUAAUGAGGAUGCUUUGUCUGAAUACAUGGUUGAUGAUAUUGCCAGAGAACAAUUAGAAUUUGUCAGGUUUAUUCUAAAUAUUGAUUGAUGAAAUACUCAGUUUCUAAAUGGCGCAACUUGACGGGGUGUGAUAGGUGGAUGAUGGAGGUGGGUGGGUGGUGUGGCUGGGUGGCAUACUUUGAUUGAGUGGGUGGUGUGGGUAGGCAUCACUUCCUGCAUGAUGUGGGUGGAUGAGAAUAUAUGCAGUAUUCUGCCUUGAUCACUGGUUGAGUUGUUGGUUCAACAAAAUAUACAAUUGUGUGAUAUGUGUAAAUAUGGUAGAGAUUGUACAUACAAUACCUAGUGCUACUGAGGGGCUAGCUUCUUGUUUAGCAUGUAACAUGAACAGAUUAAAUAGUCUGGGGUUUUGUUGCAGUUUCUGUAAUUUCUUGAAGAUAAAUGAAAUGUAUAGCCCGGUUUCAUUGAGGCUUUCAGAAUAUCUAUCACAUCAAGAGUACUAUUCAGCAGUGGAACCAUGGUAAUUGAAUCUCAGUUGUGAGACUUUUUGGCGGUGAUUUCUUAAUAGCUUCAUCAGUGCAUGAAUAGCAUUCAUAGGAAGGUUCCUCUAACCCGUUGGUAUUCUUCCAGAGUUCAGUAUUUCGUAACCGAAUUAUAAUUUGUAUUAUUGGACCCUUCAACAAAACAGAAAUCCUGUUCCAACUUGUUCCUUUAUCCAGUGUCUGGUGCCGAGGCGUUGUCAGAGUUACGUGAAGUUUAUGCAAUAUUUCAUUUGACAUGACUCCGAGCCCAUACAUGUGUUUGUAAGAGACUAUUAUGUGGGUAGGAGAUGGAUGUUGGGGAGAGAGUACUUACAACGUUCUUUGGAUUAAUAUGAGAGUCGGGAUCAGUAGAACUACAGACGGUGAAUCUAUUUACAGCACUGUGCACUAAUGACUAAGCACAUUGUCAAAGCUGACAUCCACCUUCCUGUCUCCAAGGCCUUCCAGCAUAUGUUUACCUGCUAGGCUUUGUUGUGUCUUUCAAGUGAACCUGUGUAUGCAAGGCUCUACAGUGAAGCUGGGGCUUUAAGGCUGUAAUGAUUCUGUGUCUGCAAGCCUAUAGUGUAAACUUGUGUCUUCGGGGUAUGUCUUCAGUAGAGCUGUGUCUGCACGGUUGUCCUGUGACAGCGGGGUACACAGUGCAGACACACAGUUCUCAUACAGUGGACACAUUCGGCGCGUGUCCUGUCAGCUGCAAGUAUAGGUUAUCUAAUGUUGGCUUCAGUGUCCAAACCAAUUAUCAACAAUACUCAGUGUCCUUGACCCUAGUGCAUGCUGUCAGCCAUGUGUAACCAUGAUGUAUGUUCGUCCUUCACUACAGGCGUAUCAUGCUCCUCCUUGAUGUAAGCUGUGAUUAAACCCAUGUACAUAAUUAUA